AUGUCUCGCAGGGAGUCGCCACCUCCACCUCCGCAGAUGCUGGGAGUGCGAAGAGGAGACGUGGAGUGUGACGAUCGUCCGGAGCGUUCAGAGCCGCUCACCGACGCUGAAAGGGAGAUCAUCCAGGACACGUGGGGGAUCGUCUACAAGAACUGUGAGGACGUGGGGGUGUCUGUGCUCAUAAGGUUCUUUGUAAACUUCCCAUCAGCCAAACAAUACUUCAGCCAGUUUCAGGACAUGGAUGAUCCAGAGGAGAUGGAGCGAAGCAGCCAACUUCGACAUCAUGCCCGCAGGGUGAUGAAUGCUAUCAAUACUGUGGUGGAGAACCUUCAUGAUCCAGAGAAAGUGUCCUCAGUACUGGCCUUGGUCGGAAAGGCCCAUGCCAUCAAACACAAGGUGGAGCCCAUGUACUUCAAGAUCUUGAGCGGUGUGAUGCUGGAGGUGUUGUCUGAAGAUUUCCCCGAGUACUUCUCCGCAGAGGUGCAGAUGGUGUGGACCAAACUGAUGGGAGCAGUGUACUGGCACGUGACAGGGGCCUACACAGAUGUGGGCUGGCUCCAGGUCUCCAGCUCAGCAGUGUGA
This is a messenger RNA of Cheilinus undulatus (humphead wrasse), 582 nucleotides long. RefSeq names its product cytoglobin 2 (gene cygb2). Bases 1 to 582 code for a protein of 193 amino acids. Gene Ontology annotation, biological process: oxygen transport. Gene Ontology annotation, molecular function: iron ion binding; oxygen binding; heme binding. The transcript is spliced from 3 exons. Lineage: Eukaryota; Metazoa; Chordata; Actinopteri; Labriformes; Labridae. The record is from RefSeq and is a predicted model, not a curated record.